This is a messenger RNA of Plasmodium relictum, 7545 nucleotides long. Its product is annotated as conserved Plasmodium protein, unknown function. The record is from RefSeq and is a predicted model, not a curated record. NCBI's taxonomy places the organism in Eukaryota, Apicomplexa, Aconoidasida, Haemosporida, Plasmodiidae.
AUGAGUGAUUUAUUUGGCGAUGAUACUUUGAGGAAAUGUAAUAAAGACAUAAAUAAUUUAGAUAACAUUAGAAACACUUUUCUUAAAUUAAACUUACAAAAAGACAAUGACGAAAAUAAAAUUAUUAAACACAAUAAAAAAAAUGAAAUUGAUUUGUUUUAUUCUGCUAAAAAUGAUCAAGGUGUCAUUUUUUCAAACAGAAAUAAAAUUGAUAUAGAUUUAUAUUCCGAAGGCAUUUCUCCCCUUAGUAUAUCAACGCUUGUGUUUAGCAACAAUUUAAAAAAUUUAGUGAAUAAUAGUAAAGAAAAAACAAAAAAAAAAGAAAAUGAAUAUGAUAUUUUUUAUUUAAAUAAGGAUAAAUUAAAAAUAAAAAAUAAUUCUAUAAUGAAUGAAAAUUUAAUAAAUGACAGUAUAAAAUUAAAUAGUUCAUUAGACGAAAUUAGUAAAAUAAAUUUUAUGCAAAAUUUAAAGAAAAAUAAACAUGAUAAUAAUACUGAUGAAAAAAAUAGAGGUAAAAUAGAUAAGUUGGAACAAAGAAAAUAUUUUAAUAACCAUAUUAAUAAUUUGAAGUUAGGAUAUUUAUAUAAUAAAAAAUUUGGUAGUGAUUAUAUUCAAAAUGGUGAUUUAAAAGAAAAUAAGGAAAAUGUUAGAAUUCUAAAAAAUUACAUAACUUCUUGUAACAAUUUAAAUUAUUCUAGAAUAUAUCAAACUGAAGUGUUAAAAAAAAAUGAAAAAUCCAAUUCAAUACUUCAUAAGCACGAAGAAACUAAAAAGAAAAAGAAUAGUAUUCUUGAGAAUAUUAAUAAUGUAAACACAAAAUAUUCACCCAUUUCAAGAAAUAAAAAUAAUUUACUUAUCCAUUUUAAUCACACUAACAAUUCCGAAAAUGUUAAAAAAAUAAAUACUAAUAACUUAACCAGUAAUUCUAGGAUUCUACAAAACAAAUGUAUCCAAAGUAAAAAUGAAUCAUUAUUAGGCAUUCCUUCAAAUAGUAGUAGUUAUAAAAAUAAUAAAUUAUCAUUAAAAACAGUAAAUGAAUUAAUCUUUGAAGUGAAUAAAGAAGAGGAACAUCUUAAUAUGUCAAAUAAUUUAAAUAAAUAUAUAAAUGUAACAAAAAAUAACGAAAAUAUUACUGAACUAUUAGGGAAAAAAAAAGAAAAGGAGCAUUUUACUAAAGACACAAAGAAAAACUCAAACUAUAUUUUUAUGAAUUAUAUUAAUGAUUUAAAAAAAAAAAAACAGUAUCUUGAAAAUAUGGAAAAGUUCAACGAUUACAGAAAAAACAGUUGUAUCAAAAAUUUAGAUAAAGUAAUUAAAAAUUAUGAUUUAAGAGGAUCAUUUGAUUUUAACCAUAGUAAAAAUAUUACUAUAAAUAAGAACUUAAAAAAUAUAUAUUUUAAAAAAAAAGUGCACAAAGUAAACACUAAAUUAAAAAUAUAUGAAAAUUUAUUAGACUUCGAAAAAGAAUUCAUAACUAAAAAUUGCAUUCAAAAAAUUACAAAAAAAGAAAAUGAUAUAUCAUAUAAAAAUACUGAAAAUGCAAAUAAUAAAAAAAAUAUACUUUAUUUAAACAAAAGCAAUAACUGUGCUAAAUAUAAACAUAAUAUAAAAAAAAAAAAUAGUAAUAAGCAACUUGUAUCAUUAAAUGAAGUUAACGUAUUUAAUGAAAAUAAAGAAAUAAAAAAGGGUAUAAAUCUAAUAAAUUUUCCCAUUAAUUUUAAAUUAAAAAAAAACUUAAAAAAUUAUAAAAACGAUAAUGAUAAUUUAUCAAAAAAAAAUUAUAUAAAUUCCCUUUUCAUGGAUAAUUAUGAUAAGAACAAACAAAUGAAUGAACUUAAAAAUUACAAACAUUGUAAUUUUAAUAAAAUUGAAAUAAAUGAAGAAAAGGAAUUUUUAAACUCUUUUAUAGAAAAUGACAUCAAUGAUAAAAAAAAUAUUCCUAUUUCAACUUUUUUUAAUAUAAAUGAUGAAAUUAAUUCAAAUAUUGAAACAUUAAGCAAUUACUCAUCUCAACUUAAUCAUGAAGAAAACAAAAUUUUAAAUAAUAAUAAAAUUGAAGAUAAUAAGGUACAUAUAUUAAAGUUAGAAAAUAACAUUUAUAAACAAAAAAAAAAUGAAAAUAAAAACAUUUGUGAAGAAAUAACACAACAUAUGGAAUAUAAAUAUAAUUAUGAUAAUAAGGAAAUCCCACAAAGAAUGGAAAAGAAUAUGCCAAAAAAUAUUAUUCAUAAAACACAAUCAGAAAAAAGUGUCAUGUUAAAAGAAGAUAUACAAUAUAAUUUUAGUAAAAUUAAAAAUUAUAAUACUUAUGAGAAAGACAAUAUAAAUAAGGAAUAUAAAAAUGAAGAAAAUUAUAGCAUAAAAUCUUUAUACAAAAAUAUGUAUGAGAAAAAUAAAAAAAAUAAUAAAAAAUCUUCAAGAUAUUAUCACAUAAAAGGAGUUAUUAAGGAGGAAAAUAAAUUAAAAGAAUUCAAUGGAAGAAAAAAAGAAUUAUAUAAAAAUGGUGAUAAUACUACAGCAACAAAUGAAAAUUAUAAUUAUAAUCUUGAAACUUUUAAUAAUGAAAAUAAUGAAAUAGGUUGUGAAAAUUUAAAAAUUGAAAACUAUAACAGUGAAGUUAAAUGCUUUAAUAAUGAAACUAAAAAAGAAAAUACAAAAGAUGACACGAAUAAUAAUAAUAAUAAUGAAAUUGAAUGUAAUGAUAAUAAAAAUAAAACUGAGAAUAUAAAAAAUGAAGAAGAUAAUGAAAAUGAUAGUAAAAUCGAAAUUUUGAAUGAUGAACUAAAUAGUGGGAGUACAAAAAAUAAAAUGGAUAAUGAAAAUGAUAAUAAUGAAAUUAAAAUUAAGAAUAUGAAAAAUGAAGUAGAUAAUGUAACUCAUAAUAAUGAAUUUCAAUUUUUUAAUAAUGAAAUAAAUAAUCAGAUAGAAAAAAAUGAAAAAGAUAAUGAAAAUGAUGAUAAUAAGAUUGAAUCUGUUAACAAUGAAGAUAAAAUCAAAAAUUCAAAAAGAGAAAUGGAUAAUGAAAAUGAUAAUAAUUAUGAAAAUAAUAUUGAUAAAGAAGAUAUAUUUGAAAAUGAAAUAUUAAAGUAUGAAAAUAUUUAUGCUUUAGGAGAAAUGGAUAAUCAAAGUACAACUGAAAAUGAAAAGAAAAAAAAUGAAAAUGAUGACAAUGGCAAUGGGUUUAUUAUUUAUAAUGAAGACAGAAAAGUAGAAGAUAAUAAAAAUGGAAGCAAAAUUGAUAAUAAUAAAGAGGGAGAAAAUUAUUAUGAAACUGAAAAUAUAAAAAAUGGAAAUUAUAAAAGAGAAGAUGGUAGUAUUAACAGUGAAAAUAAAAAUAUAAAAAAUGAAAAUAAGCAUAAAGAAAAUGAAAACAUAAUUUAUGAGAAUUUAUAUAAAAUUGAAAAUAAUAAUAGUAAAUGCGAAAAUGAAAAUAGUAACAAUGAAUAUUCAAACAAAAAUAAAAGUAGUGAUUAUGAAAAUACGAGUGAUUUUAAAUAUCAAAACAAAAAAAUAAUUAAUAAUUAUGAAGACAAAGAAAGUAUAAAUGAUAAUGAAUAUUUAGUAAUCAAUACUAAUAAUGAUGAAAAUAAAAAUAAAAAAGGCAAUGGCGAAAAUACAAGAAAUAAAAACAAAAAUAAAGAAAAUGAAUAUGCUUAUAAUGAAAUUGAAUAUGAAAUUGUAAAUAGAGAGAGCGAUUAUGAAAAUAAGGAAAACGUAAGUAAUAAUUAUAAGAAUAAUGAAAUUGAAUAUGAAAUUGUAAAUAGAGAGAGCGAUUAUGAAAAUAAGGAAAACGUAAGUAAUAAUUAUAAGAAUAAUGAAAUUGAAUAUGGAAAUAUUAGUGUGAAUAGGAAAUAUAAAACUCAAAAUGAAAACGAUGAAAAUAAUAGAAAUAUUAACGAAAAUGAUGAAAAUAAUAAAAAUAUUAACGAAAAUGAUGAAAAUAAUAAAAAUAUUAACGAAAAUGAUAAAAAUAAUAAAAAUAUUAACGAAAAUGAUAAUUUGUAUUUUGGAAAUAAUUAUAUUAAAAAAGAAAUAUGCUUUUUAGGUGAAAAUGUAGAAUAUGAUUAUUUGAAAAAAAAUAAUGGAAACGAUGAAAAUUUAAUUCAAGAUGUUUUUGAAGAACAUAAUUAUAAUAUUAAAAAUAAGAAAGAAACUUCUGAAGAUGAAAAUUUAGAAACAAUAGAUAUUAUGUUAAAAGAAAAAGUUGAGUUAAGAAAGACACAAAAAUGUUCCCAUGUUGAAAAUUUUAACAAGAAAACAAUAUAUAAAAUGAUUCAAAAUGAAUUAUUAUAUAAACAUAAUCAAUAUCCAGAAGAUAAUGAAACUACAAAAAAUGAAGAAUAUCAAGAUAAUUUGAGUAAAACUAUUUCAUAUAUAGAAAUCAGUAAAACUUCAAACAAUGAAAUAAUAAAAGAAUUUAAUAAUCUAUGUAUAAAAAUAAACAAAUAUAAUUUAUUUAAAUGUUUAAAUAUUAAAGAAGAAAGAUUAAAUUAUAUCAGUUUUUUAUAUGAUUCUUUUGAUUAUUAUAACAAAAUACUCGAAUCAGAAAAUAAAAAAAAUCAUAUUUGCAAUAAUGAAGUUAAAAAGGACAUUUUAAAUAGUAAUAAAUAUAAAAAAUAUUUUGAAGAUAAAUUAAUUAAUAUUUUUAAUUUAAAUUUAAUAGAAAAUGAUGAUAUUAAUACAUAUAAUUUAGAAAAUUCAGAAGAAUUGAGUAUAAAUGAAGAUAAAAAUGACCUUAGCAAUAGUUCACAUCACAUUAAUAAAAAAAUAAAUUAUUCGAUAAAUGAAAAAAGUGAAACUAGUAAAUAUGAGUUUGUUAAUUUAGCAAAAAAUGUAAAAAAUAAUUUAAUUCAUAAUGAUAUAAGCAUAUGGAAUACAAAAGAAAAGAAUGAUGAAGCUGAAGGAAAAAAUGUAUAUUAUUCCGAUGAGAACGACGAAGAUAAUAUAUGUUAUGAAGAUAUUAAAAGAAAUAUAUGGUUGCAGAAUCAUGAGUUUCAUAAAAAUAUUGAAAGAAAAAAUUUUGUUAAUUAUAUAAAAUUAGAAUCAGUAAAGUGUAUUAUAUUAUUUUGUUACUUAUAUGAUAUUAAAUAUUUUCAAGGGAUGCAUGAUAUGAUUAUAAGUUUAUUUUAUUUAAAUUUAGAAACUUAUGAAAUAUUUUGUGUUUUUGAAAAAAUUCUACAUUAUUAUGCACCAUAUUUAUAUUUAAGAAAUAACUUUAAAAAUAAAUAUUCUUUAAUUGAUGUAAGCAUAAAUAAUAUUACUAAUAAUUGUAAAAUAGAAGAUAUUAGUAUGCACAUAUGUAAAUUUAAUGGAGAAUUAUUCAGAUUGUUAUUUCAAUUUUUUUUUCCACAUAUUAGUUACUACUUCGAUACUUCAAUUAACGAAAGUUGGUCAUCUUUUUUUUUUGUUAACUUAAACUUUAGCAAAUUUACAAAUGUUUAUUAUUUGCUAUAUAUAUGGAUGAAAUUGAUAGAAAUAAAAGAAGAUAAAAAAGUAGUUACAUGUGAUUUUAUCCUUUAUUUAUUGUCUUUCUUUAGAUAUAAAUUAAAAAUUAUUAAACAGAAAUUUUAUAAAAAAGAGCAUUUCCUUAAUGUGAAUAAAAAUUAUAAUUUUAUAGAUUACGGAAAUUUUAAAAAAGAUACAAUGAAAGAAAGUGAACAAAAAGUUGAAGAUAUCAAACAAGUAAAUAAUGAAGAAUAUGAAAGACAUAAGGAAGGAGAAACAAAACAACAGGAAUAUGAGAAUAAAGAAGAAAAAGAAAAAAAAAAGGAAUAUAUUAAAAAAAAAAAAUUAUCUUUUUAUUGUAAACACAUGUUCUCUUUAAUUUUUGAAUUCAAUUCAUCUUUUGAUGAUCAUUUUAAUGAUGAUUUUAAAAUGCACGUAGAUAAUAUUAUAACAAAUAUAAGCAAAAUAAAAGAAAUUAUCCCUACUAGUAUAAUAGAUUUAAUUGCUAGUUAUAAUUCUAUGUAUCAAAAAGAACAAUUAUUAGAACAAAAUGAAAACAUAGACAAAAAUAUAUCAAGUAAUUUAACAAAAGAUUUAGACAACAAUAGUUGUUUAAAUAUAAAAAUAUCUGAUUUAUUUUCUAUAUAUAAUAAUAAAUAUUAUGAAUUUGUUUUCAUUAAAGUAUUCAAGGAAAAAAUUAUUUUAAGUAAACUUAAUUUUAUUAAUAUUAGUAAUAUACACGUAGAAAAUUUUGCUGAAUUAAGAAAUGUAGAUGAAUUUUUAAAAUACAGGAAAAAAUUAGGAAAUGUAUUUAAAAGCAAUAAAAAAAUAUUAUACAUUAUAUAUUCGAACGAAAAAGAUAUGCAACUCAUAGAUAACGAAACUAAUUCAUGCAUUAAUAAUACAUAUAUAAAUAAUACUGAAUUUUCUGAUAAUGAUAAAAAUAUAAAUAAAAAUAGAUUUAUCGAUAAAUUUUUUUUUAAAAGAAAUGCUAAAGGAAAUACUAUGAUCAAUAAGUUAAAUGAUUCCAAACUUGAUAAAAAAUACUUACAUAAUUUUAUAAUAACAUUAUUAAAGAAUAAUAUUAAGCAUUUAACUGUACUUAAUGAAGAUAAUAGUGUUAUCAAAAUAAUUAAUGAAAAAAAAUAUAUUGAAGAAGAAAUAAUUAAUAAUAAAUCAUUAAAUGAAAAUAGCUUUUUUUUUAAAGUCAUAAAGAAAGUGAAAAGUAAACUAUAUGGAAAUGCUAUAAAAGAAGAUGUAGUAAAUAAGAAUACAUAUAUAAAAGAAAAUAUGUUACAGAAUAAUAAUUUGAUGAUUGCGUCAAAUGAUUCUAAUUUAAAAAUAUUUAGUGAUAUGAAGAUAAAAAAAAAAGUAAAUUUAAAAAAAAAAAAAACAAUUUUAGAUUACAAAAAUAAUUUAAGGAAAAAAAGAAAUGAGAAACCAAAAAAUAAAUUAAAUAAGGUAGAAAGAGUAUUAUAUUAUAAAUUAGAAAAAAAAUUAAAUAGAAGCAUUGCUCCUUGUAAGAAAUACAAAGAAAGUGAUAAAAAUAAUUUAUUUAAUAUAUUUAAAGAAAAUAAAGAUAGAAAGUAUAUUAAUUUAAAUAAAAAAGAGUAUACCAAUAUGAUGAAUAAUUUGAAUUUAAAAAAUAAUUUAAUAUUUAAAAAAAAUAGGAGGCAAAAAUUAAAUAGCAAUAUUAAACUUCAUAAUUUUAUGUCUUUGCGCUUAAAAAAAAAAAAAACUAGAACAAGCAAAAGAAAGGGAAAAAGAAUAAAAAUUAUUGUUGAUACUUCAAAAAAAAGAGAGAUUAAAGCAACCAGAGAUAAACUAUACAGUAAUAUAACUCCUUUACAUAAUAAGAUCAGUACUUAUAAAAAAAGUGACACUACUAAUUCAUCUGUUGAAAAUUCUAACAAAGAACUAAAUAUUAAUUUAAUCAAUAAUGUAGAAAUUGAUAAUUUUAUUAAUGAUAGAGUAAAAAAAAGUUUAAGUAAUGAAAAUGAAUUAAGUUUUUUAGAUUUACAAGAAAGGUAUAUUAAUGGUUUAUUAUCAGAAAAAUGUUCACAAAAUAAUAAACAAGAUUAUAAAAAAAAUAUUUGUUGA